CAGCGCGGCCUGGGCGUUGCAUCAUUUCUCCACUCCCUGCUGCAGCGUGGGUCCAGGUUCUUUCUGGAGGCACUCCGACCCGCGGUGCUUGCCCGCCGCAGCCCGUCCCGUCCGGCACUCCUGACUCCUCAGCAACAAAAUGGUUCAGCAAGUUCCGGAAAAUAUCAAUUUUCCUGCUGAAGAGGAGAAAAUCUUGCAAUUUUGGUCUGAAUUUAAUUGUUUUCAGGAAUGCUUAAAGCAGUCAAAACACAGACCAAGAUUUACCUUCUACGACGGGCCUCCUUUUGCAACUGGACUGCCUCACUAUGGACAUAUACUUGCAGGGACAAUUAAAGACAUAGUUACAAGAUACGCUCAUCAGAGUGGAUUUCAUGUGGACAGAAGAUUUGGAUGGGAUUGUCAUGGCUUACCUGUGGAAUAUGAAAUUGAUAAGACACUGGGAAUCAGAGGACCAGAGGAUGUGGCCAAGAUGGGAAUUACAGAGUAUAACAACCAAUGCCGAGCAAUUGUGAUGAGAUAUUCUGCUGAGUGGAGGUCUAUUGUAACCAGACUUGGCCGGUGGAUUGACUUUGACAAUGACUACAAAACUAUGUACCCACAAUUCAUGGAAUCUGUCUGGUGGGUUUUCAAACAACUCUACGAUAAAGGCCUUGUUUAUAGAGGUGUGAAAGUUAUGCCCUUCUCCACAGCAUGCAGCACUCCACUAUCCAACUUUGAAUCUCACCAGAAUUACAAGGAUGUUCAAGAUCCUUCAAUAUUUGUCACCUUCCCUUUGGAGGAAGAUGAAAAUGUAUGUUUAGUUGCUUGGACAACCACUCCGUGGACUCUACCUAGUAACCUUGCCGUCUGUGUUAAUCCCGAUAUACAGUAUGUGAAGAUUAAAGAUAUUGUCAGAGAAAAAUUGUUCAUUUUAAUGGAAGCCAGAUUAUCAGCCCUCUAUAAAGCGGAGAAUGACUAUGAGAUCCUUGAAAGAUUUCCUGGUGCCCAUCUCAAAGGCAAGAAGUACAGGCCACUGUUUGACUACUUUGUGAAGCAUAAAGAGAACGGUGCUUUUACCGUGCUUGUCGACAACUACGUGAGAGAGGACGAAGGCACUGGGGUUGUACACCAGGCUCCUUACUUUGGUGCUGAUGACUAUAGGGUCUGUGUGGACUUCAACAUUAUUCAGAAAGACUCACCCCCUGUUUGCCCUGUUGAUGCUUCAGGCUGUUUCACAGCAGAAGUGACAGAUUUCACGGGACAGUAUGUGAAGGAUGCUGACAAACAUAUCAUCAGGACCCUGAAGGAACAAGGCCGCCUUCUUGUUGCCAGCACCUUCACUCAUAGCUACCCUUUCUGCUGGAGGUCAGACACACCUCUGAUUUACAAGUCUGUGCCCAGCUGGUUCAUGCGAGUGGAACACAUGGUGGACAGACUGCUGAGCAACAAUGACUUGUGUUAUUGGGUCCCAGAGUUUGUGAGAGAGAAGCGAUUUGGAAAUUGGCUAAAAGAUGCACAUGACUGGGCAAUUUCCAGAAAUAGAUAUUGGGGCACCCCUAUUCCACUGUGGGUCAGUGAUGACUUCCAAGAGGUAGUAUGCAUUGGAUCAGUGGCAGAACUUGAAGAGCUGACAGGAACAAAGGUCUCAGAUCUCCACAGAGAGAGCAUUGACCAUCUGACUAUUCCUUCGCGUUGCGGGAAGGGAUCAUUGCACCGAAUCUCUGAGGUGUUUGAUUGUUGGUUUGAAAGUGGCAGCAUGCCUUAUGCACAAGUCCAUUAUCCGUUUGAAAACAAGAAGGAGUUUGAGGAUGUUUUUCCUGCAGACUUCAUUGCUGAAGGCAUUGACCAAACCAGAGGAUGGUUUUACACCCUACUGGUGCUGGCCACAGCUCUCUUUGGACAACCAGCUUUCAAGAAUGUGAUUGUAAAUGGGCUCGUCCUAGCUAGUGAUGGCCAAAAAAUGAGCAAACGAAAAAAGAAUUAUCCAGAUCCAGUUUCAAUCAUCCAUAAAUAUGGUGCCGAUGCCCUCAGAUUAUAUCUGAUUAACUCCCCUGUGGUGAGAGCAGAAAACCUUCGCUUUAAGGAGGAGGGUGUGCGCGAUGUGCUGAAGGACGUACUGCUCCCUUGGUACAAUGCGUAUCGCUUCUUAAUCCAGAAUGUCCUGCGGCUCGAGAAGGAGGAAGAGAUAGAAUUCCUCUACAAUGAGAACACGGCUAAAGCCAGCACCAACAUCACCGACUGCUGGAUCCUGUCCUGCAUGCAGUCGCUCAUCGGGUUCUUUGAGACAGAAAUGUCAGCUUAUAGGCUUUAUACUGUGGUGCCUCGCCUGGUCAAAUUUGUGGAUAUUUUGACCAACUGGUAUGUCAGAAUGAACCGCAGGAGGUUAAAGGGUGAAAAUGGGACAGAGGAUUGUAUUAUGGCCUUGGAAACCUUGUUUAGCGUUCUGCUUUCUUUGUGCAGACUUAUGGCUCCCUAUACACCUUUUCUCACGGAAUUGAUGUAUCAGAAUCUAAAGAUGCUGAUCGAUCCAGUUUCUGUCCAGGACAAGGACAUACUCAGUAUUCACUACCUCAUGUUACCCCACGUUCGAGAGGAAUUGUUGGACAAGAAAACUGAAAGUGCAGUGUCCAGAAUGCAGUCUGUGAUAGAACUUGGGCGAGUGAUCCGAGACCGCAAAACUAUUCCAAUAAAGUACCCUUUGAAAGAAAUUGUGGUUAUCCACCAAGACCCAGAAGCUCUUAAAGAUAUCAGAUCUUUAGAGAAGUAUAUCAUUGAGGAAUUGAAUGUUCGGGAAGUUACACUGUCUACAGAUAAAAAUAAAUAUGGCAUCCGGCUAAAGGCCGAACCUGAUCACAUGGUCCUUGGGAAGCGACUGAAAGGAGCCUUUAAAGCAGUGAUGACCUCUAUCAAGCAGUUGAGUGAUGAGGAGCUGGAACAGUUCCAAAAGAACGGGACCAUUGUUGUAGACGGCCAUGAGUUACACAAAGAAGACAUUCGCCUCAUGUACACCUUUGAUCAGGCUACAGGGGGGACUGCACAAUUUGAAGCACACUCGGAUGCUCAGGCUUUGGUUCUCUUAGAUGUCACCCCUGACCAGUCGAUGGUGGAUGAAGGAUUGGCUCGGGAAGUCAUCAAUCGCAUCCAGAAACUUCGUAAGAAGUGCAAUUUGGUUCCAACUGAUGAAAUAACAGUUUAUUAUGAAGUAAAAUCAGAAGAAAAGUAUCUGAAUAAUGUUAUUGAAAGCCACACAGAUUUUAUACUUGCCACCAUAAAGGCUCCUUUGAAACCAUAUCCAGUUCCUGUAUCAGAUAAAAUCCUUAUUCAGGAAAAAAUACAGUUAAAGGGGUCUGAACUGGAAAUUACACUCACCAGAGGAUCAUCCCUGCCUGGUCCCGCUUGUGCAUAUGUCAAUGUUAACAUUUGUGUAAAUGGGAGUGAGCAAGGUAAGAGUGGAGUUUUGCUUCUAGAAAAUCCAAAAGGCGAUAAUAGGUUGGACCUUUUAAAGCUGAAGAGCAUUGUUAGUAGCAUUUUUAAGGUUAAAAAUACAGAGCUGGUUGUCUUCCAUGAUGAAACAGAAAUAAAAAACCAAACCGACCUUCUAAGUCUUAGUGGAAAAACACUUUGUGUGACUGCAGGAUCAGCCCCGUCUUUGGUCAGCAAUCACAGUACUCUUCUCUGUCAGUAUAUCAACCUACAGCUCUUGAACACAGAACCACAAGAAUGUUUAAUGGGAACAGUGGGGACUCUCCUGCUUGAAAACCCAAUUGGGCAGAAUGGACUCACCUACCAAGGUCUUCUGUAUGAAGCAGCCAAGGUAUUUGGCCUUCGGAGCAGGAAGCUAAAGCUGUUUCUAAAUGAGACUCAAACACAAGAAAUUACAGAGGAAAUCUCCAUGAAGACUUUGAAUAUGAAGACCGUAUAUGUUUCUGUAUUCCCAACAACGGCAGAGGUCUAACGUUCACCUGUUAAUGUGAUCCGUCAGCGUUUCCCUGGCUUACACCCAUUCCCAACACACACACAGACACAAUGAAGAUAUUUUCUUCUGGUACAUGUGUAAUAUGCUGCUUUUGGUCCAAAGUUCAAAUGGGAUUGAUUUAUCAAGUAAUGAGAACUCAUGGUAAUAUUGACACUUAACCAUAAACACCUAUGCGGUCAUGUUGGGGGAAGGUUUCAGCGUUACCUUAGUACUACCGAGUUUAUUUCUGUACUUGAGUUCUCACGUAUUUGAGUUCUCAAGGUAGAAGUUAUUUAAAUGGCAUAGUAUGUACACUUUUAAAAUGUGUUUGGGACCUCUGGAAGGAAUGGACAUGUUAUGUAUUCCUGCUGUCUGGAUUUUCCUGAGCAAUUCAAUGGAAUAUUCAGUGGUUUCUCAAAUUUAAAUCAGAACAAUAAACUUUCUCUGAGAUAAUAAA
Loxodonta africana (African savanna elephant) is the source of this 4391-nucleotide messenger RNA. It is a transcript of the gene IARS1, whose product is annotated as isoleucyl-tRNA synthetase 1. Gene Ontology annotation, biological process: isoleucyl-tRNA aminoacylation. Gene Ontology annotation, molecular function: aminoacyl-tRNA deacylase activity; isoleucine-tRNA ligase activity; tRNA binding. The transcript is spliced from 34 exons. NCBI's taxonomy places the organism in Eukaryota, Metazoa, Chordata, Mammalia, Proboscidea, Elephantidae. Bases 140 to 3934 code for a protein of 1264 amino acids. The record is from RefSeq and is a predicted model, not a curated record.